AUGGAGAACCAGGACGAUUGUGUCAACGCAAAGAUCGUCAAGCGAUUAGACCUGACAGCGCCGAGCGAGAAGCUGAAGUUUGCGUACUUGGAGAUGAUUGCUGAAUCGCAUGGUGUUGCAUGGUAUGCCAGCCUCAUUAUAUCUGACGACGUCACUGAGAUUGUGUUCUUGAAGAUG
Sphaeroforma arctica JP610 is the source of this 177-nucleotide messenger RNA. RefSeq lists its product as hypothetical. The transcript has a single exon. NCBI's taxonomy places the organism in Eukaryota, Ichthyosporea, Ichthyophonida. The annotation marks the transcript as partial. The record is from RefSeq and is a predicted model, not a curated record.